Punica granatum (pomegranate) is the source of this 2313-nucleotide messenger RNA. The record is from RefSeq and is a predicted model, not a curated record. Lineage: Eukaryota; Viridiplantae; Streptophyta; Magnoliopsida; Myrtales; Lythraceae.
ACUGAAGCUCAACACUAAGAGCGCGCACACGCAGUUCCCUCUUCCUCAAUCUCCCUGUCUUCGAUCCAUCAAUUUGCUCUUUGUGAUUUGGUAUUACUUAACAUGGCGGUUGAAUCGACUCUGUCAUCCCCGUUGGGCCCACCCGCUUGCGAGAAGGAUGUAAUGGCUCUCCAAUUCAUCGAAGAGAUGACCAGGAACGUGGAUGCAGUGCAAGAGAGGGUCCUUGCAGAGAUACUUAGCAGGAACUCGGAUACCGAGUACCUGAGGCGGUUCAGGCUCAAGGGGGCCACGGACCGCGACACGUUCAAGGCCUUCGUCCCAGUGGUCACUUACGAGGAUCUCCAGCCCGAUAUCCAACGCAUAGCCAACGGGGAUCGCUCGAACAUCUUCUCGUCCCACCCCAUCUCUGAGUUUCUCACGAGUUCUGGGACUUCGGCUGGGGAGAGAAAGUUGAUGCCUACAAUUCAUGAAGAGUUGGACCGUCGCCAGCAAUUGUACACCCUCCUCAUGCCCGUCAUGAACCUGUACGUUCCUGGCUUAGACAAAGGCAAGGGGCUCUAUUUCUUGUUUGUGAAGGCAGAGAUGAAAACGCCGGGAGGUCUUGUGGCUCGUCCCGUGCUCACUAGCUACUACAAGAGCGACCACUUCAAGACCCGUCCCUACGACCCCUACAAUGUCUACACCAGCCCGAACGAGGCCAUUCUAUGCGCUGACUCCUUCCAGAGCAUGUACACCCAAAUGUUGUGUGGCUUGAUCAUGCGGGAAGAAGUCCUUCGAGUCGGCGCCGUGUUUGCCUCGGGCCUUCUCAGGGCUAUAAGGUUCCUCCAACUCAACUGGCAGGAGCUGGCCCACGACAUCUCGACCGGUGCCCUGAACGUUAAAGUCACUGACCCUUCGAUCAGGGAGUGCAUGUCCAAGAUCCUUAAACCGAAUCCCGAGUUGGCGAAUUUCAUCAUGAAGGAAUGUUUGAAGGACGAUUGGGAAGGGAUCAUCACAAGGAUUUGGCCCAACAGCAAGUACUUGGAUGUGAUUGUGACUGGCGCUAUGGCUCAAUACAUUCCCACACUUGAUUACUACAGUGGCGGGUUGCCAUUAGCUUGCACCAUGUAUGCAUCGUCAGAGUGCUACUUUGGCCUUAACCUAAAGCCGAUGUCCAAACCCUCGGAAGUUUCAUACACCAUCAUGCCAAACAUGGCAUACUUCGAGUUCAUGCCUCAUGACCCUUCAACACCACUGCCUUCACGUGAUUCGCCUCCUCGCCUAGUAGACCUCGCCGACGUAGAACUUGGAAAGGAGUACGAGCUUGUCAUAACAACCUAUUCCGGAUUGUGCCGGUACAGGGUUGGGGAUAUCCUAAGGGUCUCCGGCUUCCACAACGCUGCCCCGCAAUUUAACUUUGUCAGGAGGAAGAAUGUCCUCCUCAGCAUCGACUCAGACAAGACUGAUGAGGCCGAGCUUCAAAAGGCCAUUGACAAUGCCUCAGGGUUCCUCCACGAUUUCAACACAAGCAUCGUGGAGUACACAAGCUUCGCGGACACAAAGACAAUCCCAGGGCACUACGUGAUUUACUGGGAACUUUUGGUCAAAGACCCGAAAAAUGCACCGUCACCCGACGUCCUAAACCAGUGUUGUCUCACCAUGGAGGAAGCACUGAACUCAGUGUAUAGACAAGGCCGGGUGGCAGAUAAUUCGAUCGGACCGCUAGAGAUCAGGGUGGUGAAGAAUGGCACGUUCGAGGAGCUCAUGGACUAUGCCAUCUCCAGGGGUGCUUCCAUCAAUCAGUAUAAGGUGCCGAGGUGCGUGAAUUUCACCCCUAUCGUGGAACUUCUCGACUCGAGAUUGGUCUCUGCCCAUUUCAGUCCGUCCUUGCCACACUGGAUCCCAGAGGGACGCAAAACACUGAGCUAGCUAAUGCCCAGCUAGCUCCAAACACAUAUGUGCAGGUCGACGUGAAGCUAUAUACCAUUUGGACCAACCCAACAUGAUCAACUACGAAGUUCCACGUCGAUUUGAUAAUUGUAGGGUCCAUCUAUAUGGUACACUGUUAUUAUUUCCAAGGGCAUGACAAUGGCCAAUGACUACGCACAUGAUCGAUGCUUUGGCUACCAACCAGAAAAGGCGUUGCAUGGAAGAUGAGUCCACUGGAUGUCGAGCUUUCCUCUCGUCUUUACCUUAGUCUUUGGUCGAUUUAUAGCUUUUAAAAGUGUCUUUCUUUUAGGUUCCUUUUGACAUUUCAAGUGUGUUUGUUGGUGUAAUAAGUUCAAAUAAUCCAUUAAUUCUUCUAGUGUUAAUUGCAUAUCGGUCGUUGUCGUU